Frankliniella occidentalis (western flower thrips) is the source of this 1013-nucleotide messenger RNA. RefSeq lists its product as uncharacterized. NCBI's taxonomy places the organism in Eukaryota, Metazoa, Arthropoda, Insecta, Thysanoptera, Thripidae. The transcript has 7 exons. The coding region runs from base 106 to 1002 and encodes 298 amino acids. The record is from RefSeq and is a predicted model, not a curated record.
CGCGUAGACACACACACACAUGCAACAUGUACACUUCUGACGCGAUGCACUGACACAAACACACUAACACUGUCACACACACUCACACAUUGCAAGAACUAUGAUAUGACAACUGUGCCAACGUUCUGCUCUGCUUCGGCGCGCUGGACAGUGUUUCCGGCCGACGGUUACUUCUGUGGUUCGAAGACGAGAGAGGAGAGAUCAAAGCUUGAUCUUGAUCAAAACCUAACGGCCAUACUCACGCUGUUUAAGUUGUGCCUUAGAGAACUGCUCUCAACAUCGCCUGUUCAACUAAUUCCUAGGUUUAUCAAGAUGGGCGCAAAUAUUCAUGAAUCUGGACACAUAAGUUGGGGUGCUGUGGGUGAAGACUUUGAUACCAUGAUGUCAAAGCUUAAAGACGAGAACUCUCAACUCUCGUCACAGGUUACAUCCUUCAAAACCGAGAUAAUGCAGAACGGAUUACUGAUAGGAGCUCUAGCAACUGAACGUCAAACACAGGAUUUAAAUGGUGCUGAACUGAAAAGUAAAAAAGGGCUAGCAGAAACCAAACAUAAAUCACAAUUAGAGUUAGUGGAAAAACUAAAUUCAGAAAUAGAAGAUUUCCUAGAACAACGAUUUUCCAUCUUGGACCAGUUAGAUCGUGAUGUAGCAAUUUUGUCCAAUCGUUUUCUAACUGCAGCUGACCGCUAUCACAUAGAUAAAAUAUCUGCUGAUAUUAUGAGCAGUAGUGAGGAAAUCCUGAAGAUUGAAGAUCAAGUCAAAGCUGAAUUCAAUCCUGAAAUUUCAAAACUUGAUAACAUAAUUGAAAAUGAGCCUGUAGCAAUGAUAGACCUUUAUGGUCUUUCACCAAGAGCGUACAGAGCCAGUGAAUUAAGCAUUCAUGUGUCAAGCACUAAAAAUAAUGCUGAAAACCUCAAGCAAAUGAAUGAGGGUUCGAUGCAGAAGAUAGAAGAGCUAGAGAAGAAAGACUCGCUGUUGAUUACAAAUGAUAGUGAUCAGUGAGGAUGACAAAA